Molecule: messenger RNA, 1126 nt
Organism: Dioscorea cayenensis subsp. rotundata (Guinea yam)
Lineage: Eukaryota; Viridiplantae; Streptophyta; Magnoliopsida; Dioscoreales; Dioscoreaceae
Product: fatty-acid-binding protein 1
Exons: 4
Coding region: 35-979 (314 amino acids)
Molecular function (GO): intramolecular lyase activity
Source: RefSeq, a predicted model, not a curated record
CGAUCUUUCCUUGCUAUGGUUUCUCGCCAAAGCAAUGGUUCUUCGAGCUUUCAGCCUUAAAACAAGGGGAUUGAACUUCGAUCUUGAGAGAAAACCAAAGUUUCGAUCUUUCCUUGCUAUGGUUUCUCUCCGCUUUCCCUUCUCCUUCUCUGGAUCCCCAAACCCUCUUCCUAAUCCUAAUCGAAGCCCCAGAUCCUCCCGCCGCUUCUCUCCGGCCAUCGCCUUCGCCGCUGCUGCCGCAUUUGGUGUCGGAAUGAGCUUCGCCGUUGGCCGCAAACUCUCAACAAACCAGACAGACGGCUCGGCUGAGAAGCCGUCGAGAUCUGAAGCCCCCGUCUGGGCUUCCCUCUCUCUGACUGGCGCCCCUGCUGAAACCGCAGUGGAGCCCAGGACCGGUGUUGCUUUCCCCGCUGUUUUGGAUGGCUCCCGGCGACUCCUCGGAGUUGGGCUGCGAAGGAAGAACAUCUUGGGUCUGAAGAAUAUUGAUGUUUAUGCAUUUGGAGUUUAUGCUGAGGAAAGUGAUGUGCAAAAACUGUGUGAGAAAUAUGGAUCUCUUUCAACUUCUGAAUUGAAAGAAAACCAGGAGUUCUUUGCUGAUGUUUUGGAUCAGGAUUUGCGAAUGACGGUGAGGCUUCAAAUAGUAUAUGGAAGACUGAGCAUUCGGUCUGUUCGUAGUGCUUUUGAAGAGUCUGUUGGAAGUAGACUGCAAAAAUUUAGUGGAUCAAAGAAUGAAGAGCUGCUUAAAAGAUUUACAUCCUUAUUUAAAGAUGAGCAAAAGUUACCACCUGGUUCUACAAUAGAUCUCUCAAGAGAAGAAGGAUACAUCCUACGAACAAAGAUUGAUGGCAAGGAAAUGGGGAGCAUCCAGAGUAAGCUUUUGUGCCGGUCUGUGCUAGAUCUUUACAUUGGCGAUGAUCCAUUCGACAAACUUGCAAAAGAAAAUGUCGACCGUGGUUUGGUAUCUCUUCUUCAGAACUAGACUCUUUUGUUACUAAAGAGUUCCUGACUAUGAUUUCAGGAAAUUUUUUAGAUAUUAACCUGACUUCAAAUCACCCAUUCUUCAAAUGAACUCUGUGUGCAUGAACUCAAAAUCAUUAUGUAAAAGCAAGAGCUUUGUUUUGUGCCA